UGGUAGCACCCACUCUUUGUCGCCAAUCAUAUACAUCUUCACACCCAUCUUUUUCACCCGCACUCUCAGAGAGAGAAAGAUAAUAGCUUUGCCCUAAUUAUCUUAUCUGCGUUUCGAAAUCAUGGCUGGAAGGAGAAAGAAAAAGUCGAAACUGUUACCUGAAGCAAUCAAAGAUGACAAAAUAGUUGCAAAAAAUGGACAGUCAGAUGAUCACUGCCCAAUGCUUCAGCUUCCGACAGAGAUUUUGGAACUGAUUCUUUCUCAGUUAUCCUUGAGAGAUAAUAUCCGUGCUUCUGCUGUUUGCAAAAGAUGGUGUGCCGCUGCUACCUCAGUCCAAGUGGCUGAUAAACCUCCGUGGAUUAUGUUUUUCCCGAAAUUUGGUGACUUAUAUGAAUUCUAUGAUCCUUCUCGGCGCAAAUCAUAUUGGCUUGAUUUGUCAGAGCUAAAUGGCUCUAGGAUUUGUUACGCCAAGGAUGGUUGGUUGCUUUUUUACAAGCCUCGAACUAAACGGAUAUUCUUUUUUUGUCCAUAUACUCGAAAGUCGGUCAAAUUGCCUAGACUAGAACUGACGUACCAAGUAGUUGCCUUUUCUGCUGCCCCGACUUCUUCCAGCUGUAUUGCAUUUACAGUUAAGCACACCAGCCCCACAGUUGUUGUGAUUAGCACAUGCCGUCCUGGGGAAACUGAAUGGACUACCGUCAACUACCAAAGCCGUCUGCCAUUUGUCAGCAGCAUUUGGAAUAAGCUGGUUUUCUGCAAUGGUCGUUUUUAUUGUUUGAGUGUAACAGGAUGGUUGGGAGUUUAUGACCCUGACAACAGUACUUGGAGUAUUUAUUCUGUGCCUCCGCCCAGAUGCUUUUUUGUCAAGAAUUGGUGGAAAGGGAAAUUUAUGGCAGAACAUAAUGGAGAUAUUUUUGUUAUAUAUACGUGCUCGGUUGUAAACCCAGUGACAUAUAAGUUAGACCAAGUGAAUAAAGUGUGGAUUGAGAUGGAAAAUUUAGGAGGCAUGACUCUUUUUGCAAAUUUCUUGUCGUCAUAUGCGAAGUCAGACCUUCUUGGAAUGAUGAGAAACAACAUUUUUUUCUCUAAAGUUCGAUUUUAUGGAAAAAGGUGCGUGUCAUACUCUCUGGCAAGUGGCAGAUACUAUCCCCGCAAGCAGAGUUAUGAUUGGGGAGAACAAGAUCCUUUUGAGAGUAUUUGGAUUGAACCCCCUGAAGACCUCUCGAUCUUUCUUUAAAGGCGAUGGCAAUAACUUCUUGAAAGGAGAUAGCAACACCUUAAUGAUAUAAAGUGAAGCAUUUAUGCUACUUGUAUGUUCUCCUGUAAUCUGCUUGUAGCUGUUGGAAGGAUGACUUUCAUCACAUAAAUGUUUUUUACUUUUCUUCUGCAGAAUUUAUGCAGCUACUCAGUAUGGAUAAUUUAUAAACUUGGUUCACAAUAGCUUACUGUUUUGAUUCUGGAUUUACGGGGGUCUAUGGCU
Messenger RNA from Olea europaea var. sylvestris, 1480 nucleotides. Its product is annotated as F-box/kelch-repeat protein At1g57790-like. The coding region runs from base 122 to 1237 and encodes 371 amino acids. NCBI's taxonomy places the organism in Eukaryota, Viridiplantae, Streptophyta, Magnoliopsida, Lamiales, Oleaceae. Gene Ontology annotation, molecular function: protein binding. The transcript has 2 exons. The record is from RefSeq and is a predicted model, not a curated record.